CGUGUAAAUGAGGAAGUAAAUCCCAGUAUCCCAUAUCGGCUGUAGCAUCCGAAAGAGACUAAAUCUUACUUGUAUAUAUAUUAAAAAGAGAAAGUGGUCAGCUCAGGUCAACACUCGUUAGAAAGGUUUAGGUUAACGUCAAUCCAAAUUGAACCUCUCCAGACUCAAAGAGUAACAACAAUGGCGGAACUCGUGGUUGACGCGGUUUACCUUAAGGAGAUCAAGAAAGCUCGCCGUGAGCUCCGUGCUCUCAUCGCUAACAAGAAUUGCGCUCCGAUCAUGCUCCGAUUAGCGUGGCAUGACGCUGGAACCUAUGACGCUAAAUCGAAGACCGGUGGACCUAAUGGUUCCAUUAGGAACGAAGAAGAGUAUAAUCAUGGUGCUAAUAGUGGUUUGAAGAUCGCUAUCGAUCUCUGUGAGGACGUGAAAGCUAAACAUCCCAAAAUCACUUAUGCGGACCUAUACCAGCUUGCGGGUGUUGUAGCAGUUGAAAUUACUGGUGGACCUGACAUCAAUUUUGUUCCGGGAAGAAAAGAUUCAAAUGCCUGCACCGACGAAGGAAGACUUCCGGAUGCUAAUCAAGGUUUCAAACAUCUUAAAGAUGUCUUCUACCGGAUGGGACUGUCUGAUAAAGAUAUCGUGGCACUCUCAGGGGCACAUACUCUGGGAAGGGCUCAUCUAGAGAGAUCAGGUUUCGAUGGACCAUGGACUCGAGAUCCUCUUAAGUUUGAUAAUUCGUACUUUGUGGAAUUGCUAAAAGGAAAAGAAUCAGAGGGUUUGCUGAAACUUUCGACAGAUGAGACUUUGUUGGAUGUCCCGGAGUUCCGACGUUAUGUUGAGCUUUACGCGAAGGACGAAGAUGUAUUCUUUAGCGACUAUGCAGAGGCACACAAGAAACUUUCAGAGCUCGGGUUCUCACCAACGGCUUCAGUUACCGAGGAGACUAAGUGGAUCAUAACUCUGAAAUUAGAACUUUCAAAGCGUGGAGUCGCAGUCGUUGCUGCUGUUGUGGCCUUUAGCAUCUUCAAUGAAGUUCGUAAAAGGAUGAAGUAAAUGAGAUAGAAAGAAGAAACGAGUCCUCUAUAACCUUCUCUCUGGAUUUUAUGGCUUUUGUUGAAAGUCUUUGCAUGCAUUUAUCAAGAUAAUAUGAACUAGUUCUUAUAUUAUGUUUAUUUCUGCGACAAAGAGAACUCAUCCAACAGUUAGUGAUCGGCACUUUCAGUGGUUUUGGCUGCUCAGUUUAUGUUUUCGUUCAGGUUUUUCAAUUUAAGGGAAGAACAUUGUAAAAACGAAUCUACUAUGGAUCGGUUCAUCGGUAUAUAAUAUAUGAUUCGGAUCUUAA
Camelina sativa (false flax) is the source of this 1342-nucleotide messenger RNA. Its product is annotated as L-ascorbate peroxidase 3. Gene Ontology annotation, molecular function: heme binding; peroxidase activity. Gene Ontology annotation, cellular component: chloroplast. Gene Ontology annotation, biological process: hydrogen peroxide catabolic process; cellular response to oxidative stress; response to reactive oxygen species. Lineage: Eukaryota; Viridiplantae; Streptophyta; Magnoliopsida; Brassicales; Brassicaceae. The record is from RefSeq and is a predicted model, not a curated record.